Molecule: messenger RNA, 742 nt
Organism: Notodromas monacha
Lineage: Eukaryota; Metazoa; Arthropoda; Ostracoda; Podocopida; Cyprididae
Source: the annotation of a GenBank genome assembly
UUUCUGUAGAAUGUAAAAAAAGUGAAGUGUGUGAAUCAUGAGUGCUGAAACACUGGAUGUAGAAAAUCCAGGGGAACCUGAGCAAGGCAACAGUCUUGAUGGCUACAUGUCCUUCAAGAGUGAAGACACUGAAAUCCACUUCCCAGGAUCAAACCAGAGAUCCAUGCUCACACCAGCAAGUUUCCUGACAGUGGCCUUUGCCUCCAUCCUCAUUCUGGUCUCCAUGUUGUGCAUGGGACUACUUCUUGGUUACCUCAAAUGUGGGAAUCAUCACGCUUUCACAAAAGCGCAAGAGAAAAUCCCUGCGGAAAUUGACAUUUUCAAAUACGUGUCAGAAGAUACAACAACGCCAAGGACAACAUCAUCUACAACAACACUCACAACCACUCAUCAUCUGGUGACAUCAGUAACUGCUGAUUUCGCUGAAAUCCCAGAGAAAGCCACAACAAGUGUUGAAAUUCAUGGAAAUCCAAUUUUGGAAACAACAACAAGCAAAAGCGAUUAUUUGUUGGAGGAUGAGGGAGAAACCCAAGCAACAUUUCUUGUUCCAAUACUUUCAACUAGUGUCACUUCAACCCCAGUGCCGUGAAUGAAUUCUUUUUUUUUUGUAUACAUGAAAAAUUUUUGAAAGUUUCUGAAAUCAGCAGCACAAUUUUAAUUUAUUUUGUCAAUACAUUGUUUGGAUUGAAUUCUCGUUUUUCUCAAGCUAGUCAAACUGAAAACUGCUAUGAAUAAAUAUUUU